AAAAAAUGUUCUAAACAGGAAUGUAAUGAAACAUCGGAAAAUGGAAUUUUGAUCUUGUUUCGCAGAAAUAAGAACAGCCUCAGAAAUGCUCCUAAUCAGACUCAUCCCCCUCAUUCUCAUCCUCAACGCCGUCAGGGUCCUCCUGGUAUUUGCCACAAAGGAUGACAUAUAUGACAAAUUGUUUUUGGAAAUCGAGCCAGAUGGCCCCUACCAGAUCAGUCAGAUGGUCAACUUCACUUGCAGCAUGCUAACCAAGAGAAAAGGUAUGAAAAACAGGGUCCUCUACGUUUUCCACAUUCGGAGCCCGAUCGACGAUUUGCCACCGUCACAGCGUCCGUGGAAAGUCAUCAAGAACACAACGAAACUUGAAAAUGGCGAUAGACUCUUUAAAUCUAAGGGAUCGGCGACGAUUCGCAACAACACGAUGGCAAUCAUGUGCUCCCUCUCACCGAACGUCACUAACAACGAGACGACAAUACUGAAGCCACUUAUUGUGUUUCGCACUGGCGCGCUGACCUCUGACGAGAACGGUGGCCUGAACAUUGGAGUGAUAGUUGGAGCCAGUGUUGUUGUAGUAAUUGCAGUGGGUGGUAUUGUCGCGUUCGCCAUUAUGAGGCUCCGCAAAAGAUCCGCAGCAGCUGAGAGCAGGCAGUGACGGGGCUGGCCGGGGUGUACUAGCAGAAUGAAUGACAAAGGCACCUUUCAAGUUGUGGCAAAAACACAACGCGAGAGAAAAAGAAACCACUCACAAAGAAUGCUGGAGAAAACCAACGGAAAUAAUUAAAAAAUGUCAAACUGAAUUAAAAUUUGUAUCAUGAAAAUAUUAUUUGCAGCAGGGAAAUUUGAAUCUUGACCAUUUUUUAAUUGCAUGCAAUAAAAAUAGCAAAU
Molecule: messenger RNA, 888 nt
Organism: Helobdella robusta
Lineage: Eukaryota; Metazoa; Annelida; Clitellata; Rhynchobdellida; Glossiphoniidae
Exons: 5
Coding region: 86-655 (189 amino acids)
Source: RefSeq, a predicted model, not a curated record